CCCUCGUCUCCCCCACCAUCGCCAUUUGCCGCCGCUGUGUCGAAUACGAUUGCCGACUAACUUCUGACGCUGACGUUUAAACAACGCCCCUGAUAAACAUUGCGAAAGCGACUCAUGACCACAGUCUCGAGAAGCACUACUUUGCUUCGUGGUUUUCCAUUCCUUGGGGGGCCUACACUUAUUUCACUCUCCAUUACACUCAUCAAGGACUUACUUACACCAUCCUCAUCUUAAAACUCUCUGUCAACCAAAAAAAAAAAAAAAAAAAAAAACUUAUCAGUCCACUCAAACAAGAUAAUCGAUAACUUACCUUGUCUACCAACGACGCCAGCCGCCAUUUUCAUAUUGCCUCCUGUUAGAUCUCAACCUUUGUCCACUGAGGUGUCCAGUCUACGUGACUCAACACUUUCUGCCUUGUCAGUUUACACGCGAACCAUUAUUUCUCGAGCCUCAUUCCGCGCGGGUGUUGUACAACCUCCAUCCAACAGGGGAUUUUGACGGGCGGCCAUCUCAAUAACAAGGGGUCUUACACAUAUCCCCUGGUAACCCGCCGCCCCUCUCACUGCACUGCAACCAACCGCUUCCACUUCCAGGUAGUUAGUUGUUAAAAAGGUAUGUAGAUUAGCUAUUUGUCUUCUUUUGCUCUAUACUUGUCUACCAACAUCAUCACCUUUACCUUACCUUGGGCUACCAGCCUAUGUACAUGCAUAUGGUCGUCUUGUACUCCACCAUCACGUCAAUCAUAUCACACAUCGUCAUUCCCAGCCCCAGUCCGCGACGGGGGCUCGAGCUUGCUGAUUCGUGAGCUAAACCUCUUCUUCUUACUCCCCCUGUUCAUUUUGCGCACGGUUCUUAUUAGCAUCCAAUAAGUGUGAGCAGGUCCGUCUUGUUCAUUGGAUUUGUCUGAUAUAAUAAGAACGCGACGUUGCUCCAGUUUGAUCGCUUUGUUUCUCCUUGGACACCAUAUUACAUUCAUCAUACUACUUACUACUUUACCUGCUAUUCUUGGAUACCUUAGACACAUACUUUUAAACUGACCAACCAACCACAAGCACAGCAAUUUGCACAAAGAAACAACUCGACAAAUAAAGCCUGAUAUUAAGUUUUUACCUGUUUAUCCUCGAUAUCCACAACUUGGCUGCAUUGUCUUUGGUCAAACAAAGUAGCCUCUUCUACAAAGGUUCAGAGGCGCCGUACCAAACUUAUUCUGACGCCCUUUUAUUCUUGAUAUUGGCUACCCUGCUACCUUAUUACCUACCUAUUCUCGAAGCACCCCCGCUAUUGCAUUCGAUUGUACUCCGUACUGCCAAGCAUCUACGUUAUCCACAACACUAUCAAAGACGACCGGCUCUGGUUUGCAUUGCAACGGGUCUCUAUUCGUUCGCUGCUGGACAAAAACAAUAUUAUCCCGGCCGCUUCGGCAUGCAAGCCCCACCAUAAUCCUAAUCAUUCCGCUACAAACACCGCGGACCAGAAAAAAAUAUUUAUUAUGUCGACUGACGACAGCUAUGCCCCAAAGUCUCCGGACCUCUCUUCUUUUUAUUCAAGUGGCCCCACUCAGGAAGAGCUCCAUCAUCCACAGCCUGACAGUCACUUUAGCCCCGGAUACGAAUAUAAAGCAGAGUCCCCAACCUACACCAGAUCUACUUCUUUUUCUUCUUAUGUUCCACCAUCCUUAAAUUUUAACAACAACGGUGGUACAUAUGAUUCUAAGUACCGGCCGCAAGUCGACUACCAUCAAGCAUCUUCACAACUAAGAUCUACAAGACCGGAAUAUCAAUCUUACCGGUCGCGACAUUCUUCAAUCCAAGACCCCUACGUCCAUUCUUCGCCAGACAAACGCCCGUCUUCUGGUAACGGAUUCGAGGAUACCUUUGCCUCUCCGCACGUACAGUCACUACAUCACACUCCGGCGCGACCUGCGCCGUACGGCCAAGCCUAUCCAGAGCAAAGCCUGCUUUCCAACGCUACUGCGCACGACACAUCCUACGCACCACUAGUGGGAGCUGGCACAAUAGAGCGCGCUUCGACAUUUGGUGCUAUACCUUUUGAUACAGAUAUGCCUCCGCGCAAAGCAGCGCCGCCUGCGGCCCCCGCUAUUGAUCCAUCCCCCGUUCGAACCAAGUUUCCAACUGCCAGGAUCAAACGAAUCAUGCAGGCUGAUGAGGAAGUUGGAAAGGUUGCUCAGCAGACCCCGAUCGCUGUGGGCAAGGCUCUUGAGCUUUUUAUGAUCCAACUCGUAACGAAAAGCGCCGACGUGGCCAAGGAGAAGGGCUCCAAGAGAGUCACGGCACCAAUGCUCAAGCAUGUAGUCGAGGCCGAUGAGCAGUGGGAUUUCCUUCGUGACAUUGUCAGUCGCGUCGAGAACGAGAAGGAGGGUAGUAGAUCAAAGGCCAAGCAGGAGAGCUCGAGUGAUGAGGAGAUUGAAGAGCCCAAGAAGAGAACACGCGGCGGCAGAAGAAAGAAGGUACAGUGAUCUUCUUUCAAGGCAGAGUAUUAUAUGUUGUCUUUGCAAGGUUUGGGAUGCGUCAUGAGGGAUAAUGAUCAAAUGGCAGGCGUUUAGGGGGACUCGCAUCGAGCCGGAGUUUGGCGCAUUGAAGACAAUUCAUCGCAUGGACUUUUGGCAUACUGGGUAUUUUAAACGCUUACGCGCACUGGCGCGCUUGCGGACUGGUGCAAUAUCAAAUGCUGGUGCUGCAAAGCAUCGCGGCGAGUACGUUAGCAUGAUUACAGCAAUUUAAGCAAAGGGACGGCGGCCAAGGCUAUUGUCACCUUGUCACUUACUGGCUCUUAAAUCAUGAAUUCCUCAAGUUUUAACUCUUGCUUCUUGAUUCUAUAGGUUUGUCAGCCCUAUUGGCGAUCUAACCCUUGUGUUCCCGACAUAUCUAAGCUGCAAUCAGGGGUAAAGCGUGGCACGUUGUGCUUCGGCGUCUUAUCUCUAGGAUUUUGUUUCCUUACCGGCAUUCUUCGUUUUGGCAUUAGUUACACCUGUGUCACCUGGUUUUCGAUAUAAAGGAAGAGUCCAUCUUAAAUUAUAAACAGACACAAUUAUCAACACAACAGAAC
Fusarium verticillioides 7600 is the source of this 3066-nucleotide messenger RNA. RefSeq lists its product as hypothetical. Bases 1490 to 2476 code for a protein of 328 amino acids. Gene Ontology annotation, biological process: transcription by RNA polymerase II; negative regulation of transcription by RNA polymerase II; positive regulation of transcription by RNA polymerase II. Gene Ontology annotation, cellular component: negative cofactor 2 complex; nucleus. The record is from RefSeq and is a predicted model, not a curated record. Lineage: Eukaryota; Fungi; Ascomycota; Sordariomycetes; Hypocreales; Nectriaceae. Gene Ontology annotation, molecular function: transcription corepressor activity; protein heterodimerization activity; RNA polymerase II general transcription initiation factor activity. The transcript has 2 exons.